AUGUUCUUCGCUGGGAAGUAUCUGUGCAGACGGUUUGAUGGUAACAACUGCUGUUUUGGUUUCUGUAUGGACAGGAACAAGUCACAGAGGAUGCUCGAUGCACUUCGGAUGCCUGUUGCCAUUGGUAUGGCCUUGUUUAUUGUUAUUUACCUAAUAAUGGACAUCGCCAUGGAAACGCCAAGAAAUCUUACGUCCUUGACUGGAAUUGUCUUUUUUGUGGUCAUCCUCUUUGUCUUUUCCAAUGAUCCAGCCAGAGUUAAGUGGCGUCCUGUAUUUUGGGGUCUCGUCCUUCAAUUCCUAUUCGCCCUUCUCAUCCUUCGAUGGCGGUUCGGAUUCCUUGCAUUUAAAUGGCUUGGUGAGCGAGUGUAUGAAUUCCUGUCCUACACCGACAAAGGCUCGAUAUUCGUUUUCGGGGAGAAAUACACGGACCAUUUUUUUGCUUUUAAGGCUCUGACAGUGGUGGUGUUUUUCAGCACGACUGUCUCCGUCCUUUACUACUUAGGAGCCAUGCAGUUUAUCAUCUGUAAAAUCGCCCGGUUAAUGGCUUCCACUCUAGGCACCUCGCCCACCGAGUCGCUUAACGCAGCUGCCAACAUUUUUAUUGGACACAGUGAGGCUCCUUUACUAAUCAAGCCGUUUCUACCGGAAAUGACGAACUCGGAGUUACAUGCCGUAUUAACAGGAGGUUUCGCAACAAUUGCUGGAACUGUAAUGGCUGCGUAUAUUCUGUUAAACGUACCCGCCAAUCACCUCCUUUCCGCCUCAGUAAUGUCCGCACCUGCUGCUUUAGCUAUGUCCAAACUGAUAUACCCAGAGACAGUGAGAUCACAUGCUGAUCCUGAUCAAGUCUACCAGAUGGAUAAAAGUCCAGAGAGAAACGUGAUCGAGGCAGCCUCCAAUGGAGCAUCCCAGUCGAUUAAACUCAUAGCAAACAUUGCUGUGAAUAUGAUCGCAUUCAUUGCCAUGCUUGAAUUCGUCAAUGCUACUCUGGAUUGGUUUGGGGCAAGAGUAGGGCUAGAACCACCCAAUCACGAACGACUAACAUUUCAGUUUUUGUGUUCCUAUAUAUUUUGGCCCAUAGCUGCCAUGAUGGGAGUAGACCUUACUGAUUGUCGGAAAGUAGCUGAGAUGAUUGGCACUAAAAUAUUCAUAAAUGAACUAGUGGCUUACACCGACCUUUCUGUUUACAUGAAUAACAAACUUAAUUUUACUUGGUAUCAACAAAUAAUGCAAAACAUGACGUCAUUAGAUUCCAACGGAAGUGACGUCAUAGGAUGGUACUUCUCUGGAGAUGACAUUGUGUACACGGAAAUGAACAUAACCCUUCAAAAGGGAAUCAUGUCGGAGAGAUCGAUUGUUAUUUCAACGUAUGCAUUGUGUGGAUUUUCCAACAUCAGUUCCCUUGGAAUUAUGUUGGGAGCACUUGGUGCCCUGGCUCCGUCCCGGAAAUCUGAUGUAUCGUCUGUAGUGAUCAGCGCCAUGAUCACAGGAAACGCUGCCUGUUUCAUGACUGCAUGUAUUGCAGGUCUGUUGUAUAAAGAGGAAGUUGAUUUUUAG
Messenger RNA from Ylistrum balloti, 1557 nucleotides. Its product is annotated as solute carrier family 28 member 3-like. Gene Ontology annotation, molecular function: nucleoside:sodium symporter activity. Gene Ontology annotation, cellular component: membrane. Bases 1 to 1557 code for a protein of 518 amino acids. The transcript is spliced from 10 exons. The record is from RefSeq and is a predicted model, not a curated record. Gene Ontology annotation, biological process: nucleoside transmembrane transport. Lineage: Eukaryota; Metazoa; Mollusca; Bivalvia; Pectinida; Pectinidae.